GCGGUGGCGGCGGCGGCGGCGGCGGCGGUGGCGGCGGCGGAGGAGGAGGAGGAGGGGGCGGAGGAGGCGCCGAGCCCGGCCCGGAGAGGCCCCGCAGCAUGGCUGAUAAGAAUGGGGCCCUCAAAUGCACCUUCUCUGCUCCUGGCCACAGCACAACCCUCCUGCAAGGACUGGCCACUCUCAGAGCCCAGGGCCAGCUCCUGGAUGUCAUCCUCACCAUCAACAAUGAGGCAUUUCAAGUCCACAAGGUGGUCUUGGCUGCCUGCAGUGACUAUUUCAGGGCGAUGUUCACGGGUGGGAUGCGAGAAGCCAGCCAGGACAUCAUUGAGCUGAAGGGGGUGUCGGCCAAGGGCCUGAAGCACAUCAUCGACUUUGCCUACAGCGCUGAGGUGACCCUCGACCUGGACUGCAUCCAGGAUGUCCUGGGCGCCGCGGUCUUCCUGCAGAUGGUGCCCGUGGUGGAGCUCUGCGAGGAGUUCCUGAAGUCGGCCAUGAGCGUGGAGACCUGCCUCAACAUCGGCCAGAUGGCCACCACCUUCAGCCUGGCCUCCCUGAAGGAGUCGGUGGAUGCCUUCACCUUCCGGCACUUCCUGCAGAUCUCGGAGGAGGAAGACUUCCUGCACCUGCCGCUAGAGCGCCUGGUCUUCUUCCUGCAGAGCAACAAGCUGAAGAGCUGCAGCGAGAUCGACCUGUUCCGCGCGGCCAUCCGCUGGCUGCAGUACGACCCCGCGCGCCGGCCGGGCGCCAGCCAGGUGCUCUGCCACAUCCGCUUCCCGCUCAUGAAGUCCUCGGAGCUGGUGGACAGCGUCCAGACCCUGGACAUCAUGGUGGAGGACGUGCUUUGCCGCCAGUACCUGCUGGAGGCCUUUAACUACCAGAUCCUGCCUUUCCGGCAGCACGAGAUGCAGUCUCCGCGCACCAGCAUCCGCUCCGACGUGCUCUCCCUCAUCACGUUCGGGGGCACGCCCUACACGGACAACGACCGCACGGUCAGCGGCAAGGUGUACCACCUGCCCGAGCCCGGCUGCCGCCAGUUCAAGGAGCUGACGGAGAUGGAGGUGGGCUGCAGCCACACCUGCGUGGCCGUGCUGGACAACUUCGUGUACGUGGUAGGGGGCCAGCACCUGCAGUACCGCAGCGGCGAGGGCGCCGUGGACAUCUGCUACCGCUACGAUCCCCACCUCAACCAGUGGCUCCGCAUCCAGGCCAUGCAGGAGAGCCGCAUCCAGUUCCAGCUCAACGUGCUGUGCGGGAUGAUGUACGCCACGGGCGGGCGCAACCGGGCCGGGAGCCUGGCCUCGGUGGAGAAGUACUGCCCCAGGAAGAACGAGUGGUCCUACGUGUGCUCGCUGAAGCGCCGCACGUGGGGCCACGCCGGAGCCGCCGUCAGCGGGAGGCUCUACAUCUCCGGGGGCUACGGCAUCUCUGUGGAGGACAAGAAAGCCCUGCACUGCUACGACCCCUCGGUGGACCAGUGGGAGUUCAAGGCCCCCAUGAACGAGCCCCGCGUCCUGCAUGCCAUGGUCAGCACCAGCAGUCGCAUCUACGCCCUUGGGGGCCGGAUGGACCACGUGGACCGCUGCUUUGACGUGCUGGCCGUGGAGUACUACGUGCCGGAGGCCGACCAGUGGACCACGGUAAGCCCCAUGCGGGCGGGCCAGUCGGAGGCCGGCUGCUGCCUCCUGGAGAGGAAGAUCUACAUCGUGGGGGGCUACAACUGGCACCUGAACAACGUGACCAGCAUCGUGCAGGUGUACAACACGGAGACGGACGAGUGGGAGAGGGACAUGCACUUUCCCGAGUCCUUCGCGGGCAUCGCUUGCGCGCCUGUUCUCCUGCCGCAGAUCACCGCGCAGAGAUAGCCCUGGGAGGCCCCCGGGCCGCGGCCCGGGUGCGCCUCGCCAUCUGCACGCGGCUUCCGGCGACGGCUCUGUGGGUCUUGUCUCGCUUUGCCAGUAACUCUCUGUGCCAAAGGCCAGGGGAGAGCGAGGGCCGGGGUCAGGAGUGUGGAUAUCCGUCCCCGGGGUCCCUCCUCUUCCUCUCGUCUAAGAUUCUGGCAGUCGGGGGAGCCGAGAGCUCUUGCCAGGGCACUGGGCCGAACGUGUCAUGGCUGAAAAUCGCAUCGCGGGCUGCUCCCUCCCCGCCUCCUCGCUCACCAUUUCUUCACUCUGUUUGUCACAAAUGAGAGAGCCCCCAUCCGACUUUUGUUUUAGGCCAUUAGUUUUACUUUGCUUCUUUGUGUCCUUUUUUUCGGCCCCGUUGUUUCCGAAUGAGUCCAGACAUGAUUUCAUUAGUGUUGAGUGGCUCCCCAAAGUUGUCUCUCCCCCCUCUCCAUUCCAAGUUGCUUUGUGCGUGUGUUUCUAAAAUAAAUUUAACCAAAACUUUUAUAACAUACGGACCUCCAGGAGCAGAAAGAGACUGAAAUAGUUGAGGUUUAUGGAUGAUGAAAGCGCAUUCUUGCCUCUCAAUAAGUGAGUUUCUCCCGAUGCCUGAGAUGCAUGGAGAUGUCAAUCUGCAGAGUGCAGUCAUGAGCCCGUCCCCCGGGGCAGUCGCUACCCUCCCCGAGGAAGUCAUUCCUGCACCUGGUUCCCUGCCUGGCUUUAGAGCCGCCUUCCUCACCCACUUUUCUCAGUGUAAACGAACAACCAAAGACAGCUCUGGAGAUGGCCGAAGUCCUCAAAGGUCAUCGGUUCCAAUCUGUUUUUAAACUUGCCCAGUAAGUUCUGGACGGGGUCUUAAUGGGGAGCAACGGAGAAGCUUGUUUCCCAAGCCCUGGAGACCCGUCUUAUUCUCCUGUGUCCCAUUUACUUUCAGUUACCUUCCCAUAUCCCCUUCGGGUCAAAACCUUAUUGAUUUCUCUUUUGCUCAUCAUCAUCAUCUUCAUUUAUUUCCCCAUUUUGAUAGCUCUCCAAGGUUUGCAAAGCAGCAUUUUUACUGACCACUGAGUGAGCACAAGUAUUUUUAACCCCAUUUUAUAGAUGGGGAAAUGAGGUUCGGAAACAAGGAAAUCGCCUGUGCAUUCAGGUGGUUAGUGAGUUGCCGACUCAGAACUUGAACUCGGGACCCUGGAUCCCAAGAGCUUUUUCUUCUCUCUUGUGGUGCAGUAGACAGGAAUCCCUCGAAUGUCUCUGACUUCUCUUCCCACAAGGAUUCCAACCCAUUUCUUAGCCAUCUCUGUUCUGUUGGCUAAGGCUCUGAAGGACGGACCCGAUGUUACUUAAAUAAAAAUUUGUAUCCUCUUGAGGUAAUUUUGGAUGUCUCCUUUGAUACUAAUACUUGAGGGAUAAAAUCUCUUUGUAGGCCGGUACCUCCUGUCUUACAAGAGUCAUUUUUUCUCCCUGUGUCUAUUUUUUUUUUUUUUUACGGUUUGUGCGGCCCCACCGUUGACCUCUGAAAGGUCUGCUAAUGCUUGGCCCCAGCUAUUUUUCUCUCCCCUCUCAGCAUGUUGGGGAUCUUGUGUCAUGGAAAGAGAGGUGGCCGGGGGAGCCCCUGCCCGGCUAGGGGGCACUAGCAAUGCAGCUGCAGCCACCCUGAGCGAUCUCUGCCAACUUUUGGAAAAUGCAGUCAAAUAAAAUUCUUAUCCAAGGGUGAAA
Molecule: messenger RNA, 3593 nt
Organism: Antechinus flavipes (yellow-footed antechinus)
Lineage: Eukaryota; Metazoa; Chordata; Mammalia; Dasyuromorphia; Dasyuridae
Gene: KLHL26
Product: kelch like family member 26
Exons: 3
Coding region: 99-1862 (587 amino acids)
Molecular function (GO): protein binding
Source: RefSeq, a predicted model, not a curated record